Messenger RNA from Aspergillus oryzae RIB40, 1218 nucleotides. RefSeq lists its product as uncharacterized. The transcript has 5 exons. Lineage: Eukaryota; Fungi; Ascomycota; Eurotiomycetes; Eurotiales; Aspergillaceae. Bases 1 to 1218 code for a protein of 405 amino acids. The record is from RefSeq and is a predicted model, not a curated record.
AUGUCACCUGAAGAGCUCGAUGCCCUACUUGCAGCGCCAGCUCUCGCACCACCACCCGGGGUCACACCAAAUUUCGACAAUCCUUCCCGCCACAAUGACUAUGCCUGGGGUAUCACAACGGUCUGUAUGGUCGUCGCCACUCUGUGCCUCUUUCUGCGCUGGUACGUCCGGAUAUGGUUGGAUAGAAGAGUCCGUAUGGAAGAUGUUUUGACGAUCGGUGCAUAUGGAGCCUAUUGGGGUACUGCAUACGCUGCCUAUGGAAUGAUAUAUACUCCUGGCUACUACGUCCACACAUGGGACCUUCGUAACCGAGAUCUUAUCAGGCCGCUCUAUCUCAUCUUAGUUUAUGGCUGUUGCUACUCCGCAACGCUCCCACUGAUCAAGACGGCCAUUUUGCUCGACUGGUGUCGGGUAUUUGUCUCUGUGAACCGAUCAAGGAGCUUCUUUUGGUGGGGAUGCAUGGCUGUGUCAUUCGUUCAAUGCCUCUGGGGCAUCCUAUGCAUUCUCCUGCUCAACUUACAGUGUCGCCCACACAGAUCCAUCUGGGAAUUCUACGUUCCAAGCAAAUGUUACUCGCUCCCAGACGUAAUGCUCUGCUCCGCGAGUGUACAAGUCAUCUCCGAUGUGUGCAUGUUCUUGCUGCCGCAGAAGAUGAUCUGGAGCCUCCACAUGAACUGGCAGAAGAAGAUGGGGAUUUCAAUCAUAUUUGGUGUCGGUAUUCUGGCCUCAAUCGCAGCCUGUUUCCGCCUAGCCCACACAGUCACCUUCGCCAAGUCAACCGACAGCAUGUACUUCAUUGGGCCCCUUCUAUUCUGGGCCUGCGCCGAGAUGACCUGUGGUUUCUUCAUCUUCAGUGUGCCCUGCCUAUCGAAGCUAGCGAUGGAGUCUGGGCUCCGGAGCAGAUUGUCCAGCGCUCUCGGCCUCAGCGGCAAGACCAUCAGCGGACCUUCUGAUCAGGGCGGAAACUCCAAUUCGGGGCCUCGCUCCAAGCCCAAGCCGUGGAGGAUGUCAGAAACCAACUACUCAAAGAUCGAGGAAGGUAGUGUUGUCCCACUGACAAACGUUUCAGUGUCACAGCAUGAUCCUGCCGAGGGGCGCCUUUCACGCGAUGGAAACAAGUCUCCACUGGGGGUGAUCCGGACAAUGGAUGUCGACGUCCGCUCUACCGAUGGUGCCGGUAUUAAGCUCCAGGAUCAUCGCGUACCUUGGGAGCAUUAG